Molecule: messenger RNA, 3831 nt
Organism: Anopheles coluzzii
Lineage: Eukaryota; Metazoa; Arthropoda; Insecta; Diptera; Culicidae
Exons: 2
Coding region: 2359-3639 (426 amino acids)
Source: RefSeq, a predicted model, not a curated record
AGAAUCGGUAGAAUCUCCAACAAGCGGACCGUAGUUUGAGUUUUUGGAGCAGCAGAGCAGACAAAAUGCAGAGAUAGAGAGUGCAAGCGUACGUCAAGUGGCUUAUCGAGCUUGGUACGAUCUUGAAUGCGACGUCGGAAACGCUUCGCCUUGUUUGCUUUGUUUGCGCCGCGCGUCGGCUCUCUGCCGGCAUCCGACAUCUGGAGCAGCUUAGAUUCCAACUGCUCCUUCUCCAUUCCACAGUACAUUUGGCCUUUUUUGAGCGAUUCACCUACACUUGCACUGACACCCACCUGCCAUUCUUCAUCCGUAAAACAAUCUUUCACACAGAAAAAGGUUAAGGGUAGCACCUGAAGCGUUGCUCCCUUCGGGGACUUUGGGCAGACCACAGACUCCGAAGGGGACUUCCUGAGAAAGGAGCGAGGAAACGAUUGCACUCCCCAUCCAGAGGGCGAAAAGAAAAUAAUCAUUUAAUAUUUAAAUUACCAGAGCCGGGCCAAGUGUGGGCUAUUUAAAAAAAAAAAAGCAGCACCUGGGGGCGGGGAUGCUGGCUGAAAAUGGGCAUGAAAUAUUGGAUUUGAUUGUUGCCGUUAUUAAGGCACGUUUGACAGGCAAAUGAAGCUGGAUUGAUUUCGGGCCGGGCCCCGGCUACGGCGCGCGAGUGUUUUUAGCGUGAAAGAUCGCAUAAUUAGCAUAAAUCGUGAUCGCUUCCCUUCCCGGCUCCCGACACCGAUCCUGCACGCAAAUACACGCCAAAGCGCACACACAGCUGGACGUUGGCCCCGCUGGCAUUAUAAUCUAAUAUUAUAAUAAUACCGAGUGCUGAGCGCCGUGCCAGUGCCGUGGGAGAUAAAUGAGCGUGUUCUGUGUGUGCGUGUGUUUAAUGUGUGCAGUGUCGCGUCCUACACUCUGCUCGGGAAGCCGUGGCUCGGCCCGCUAAGCAAGAUUGAUACACAAAACGACCUUGGUAUUUAGGUUACUGACCUUUCCGGCAUUUACCGAUAGUGCGGCGUUGCGGUGGCGUCGGUGCUCGGAUUCGGGUGCUCAGUGCUGAACUUUAUCGAUUGCUGAUUGACAGCUGUGCGAGGCGACCACGGCGUGAUCUCUAGCUCCAAAAAAACACGGUGACAUCCUCUAGGACUCCUGUCCUUAACAUUUACUUACAAUGCGAUUAUCGAUCGCCAUAUCAUGCCGUGACAUAUACGCAGCGCCGCGUCGCUCCGGGUUCGUGCCACACUGCUUAGCUCUGCACCCAAGAAAUGACCCAACAUGGCCCAACACGGAACCACCUGAUCCAAUUUCUGUCUUGUUUUGUGUGUGUGUGUGUGUGUUUUGCUUUGGUUGGUGCAUCCAAUCUCCCAAUCCCUCUUGCCAGUUCUCAAAUUCUGGCCUUGUUCCCGGGUGCGGACCGACCGAGACAUUGCGUACUUGGAUGGUGGCUUGGGAGUUCUGACAUUUUCACGCUAUUGAUUAAUUGGUGGAUUAAUUGGGCCCGAUCGAAGGCGACCGGAGCGAAGCAGAUUCUUUCGCUGCGGCGUGCCGCUCAGAUAUCGCCGAUGCCAUGGCGGACCGUUCCGCUUCCUUUCUAAUCCCCGCCCUGCCAUCGACGUUCUGAGCUGCCUGGGUCGUUGAUAAGUCGUGCCAAUUUGCUUCGAAAGCAACUUUCGAAAAGCAUUUCUGUCGAUAGCCGCCCUACCCAAAUGCCCACGGUCACUCAGCCAAUCAGCCGCACUAAUGGGCCCGAACCAGGCUGGUGCCUUAAUUAAUACAAAUGCAAACAAAGUCCGAAAAAACAUGUGCCCCCGUUAUCAAAGUGUAAAGCCUCGUGAGCAGGGCCGGGGGUGAAUUUGUCAACCCCCGGCUGCCUGGUUGAUUUACGAGCGCGCGCGCGCGCAAAUAAAUCGCAAUGUUUGGAGAGGACGCAGUUCAGAGAUUUUUGGGAAAUUUUGAAUUCCACACCUAAAAAGUAUCGCCGAAAAAAAAAGAAAGAAAGGAACUCCAGCAUGUGACAUCUCCGACAGCUCGAUAGAACCAGUCCCGAAUGACAGCCGUCCCCGAUAGGCAAAUUGCCCGCGGUAUAACCAAGCCGGAGGUUCUUGCGCUGGGCCGGAGAAAUCUUCUGCGGGGAGGACAUUAAAUUUCGCCACACGCUGCUGGCGUGGCAGCGUUCCCUUCAAGAACGGAAUCAGCGACAAACACAACCACGAAACACAUCCCAUUUCCUGCGCUGGGCCGAUAACGCGCUCGUGAAGAAAUGAGCGACGACCAUGUGCUGUUCCGCCUUGCUUUCUUGGGCCCUGUAUCGGUUUCUCUGUGUUGUGAGAGGCUCAUGUCUGAUAUCGUAAUCACAAACCCAUUAUGCAAAAAAAACGUGCGUGCCUUUCACCCCGGACCAGGCCCGGUCGUGCUGGAGGGUCGCUAAUUCAUUUGCGUCGCGUUUGGGCCGCAGUCCAGAAUUUCCGUCCCCAUGUGACGAGCGUCUCUUUGCCCACCAGCGCGCUUUCUUCGGGGGUUGGGGUUGUAUUUUACCGCCGCUGUUGUCUCAAUUGGGCACCAACAAGAAGAAGAGCAACAGCAACAAAAAAACCCACCACACACACACACACACACACACGUACACAUCUAGCAGAAGAUUACAAACCAAAAAAAAAAAAAAAACAGUGUUUGGAAGAAGUCGCGCGCGCGGGAGUGGAUUUCAAAGAUUUAUUCAAAUCGCAGCUUAAUUUAUUUGUUCGCCAAGUGGAAAGUGUGUCGGCCAUGUAUAGCCAAUGGCUGCGAUGGGGUCAAUUAAUCAUCCCGCUGAUGUUGCUGGUGGAGUUGCUGGCGUCGACCACUGACGCACCGGACGAUGUGGCACCGGUCGGCUGUCUCGAGCACACGGUGACGUCCGGCACGUUCGACCAGUACUACGAGCUGGCCGAGCUCGGGAACGAACCGUCCGCCAGCUAUCUGGUGAACGUCAGCUUCACGGUCGAGCUGGGCAACCGGCAGGAGGAGCUGGCGAUACUGCUGUCCGGCCAGAACCGCUCCUACCAGCAUCCGGACUUUGCGCGCACCUACGAGAUGCGGAUGACGAACGUGUACACCGUGGUGUACCGGGAGACGCUCAAGAUGCAGGCGUACCACAGCCCGCUGGACAAGCUGUUCCCGGCCGAUCGGUUCCGGCUGCGCUUUCUGCUGUCCCGCGACGGCAACCUGACCGUGCUGGUGAACGAGGGCCGGCUGGGCCGGCGGCCCCUGCUCGCGGUCGUGGACGAGCGGCAGGCGCUGGACGUGCAGUACGUCAGCUUCUCCUCGCGCAUGAACGCGUACCCGGUGCGGUUCUAUCUCGGCUGCGGGCUGCCCCAGUACCGGGCCGAGGUCGAGGUGAUAGCGGACGGGGCCGGCGAACCGGCCAGCCUGCCGCUAACGGACGGCUGCCCCGUUUGUCCCGUCUGUCCCAAGCAGCGGUGCGAGGUCGUCGUGAAGGCAUGCGCCGACAGUAGCAAGGACGCGAACGGAGCGCCCACGGGCGACGACCCGGAGCGGCAGAAGUACUACUUCUACUUCAAUCUCUAUCUCAUGAAAAACCGCACCAAAACGAACGGGUUGCCGACUCGCACCACCAGCAAGCAGCCGCAGCAAGACGACGGGUUGUAGACCCGACCCCAUCAUAUGCUGCCCGGAAAUUUUGUGUGCAAAGUGCAGAUAAGCUCCUCCAAUAAAAACAAUACACCGGGCAAAUAGGCAAGCUUCGUCAAGAGGACGUGGGAGACGGGGGAUCUCACCCCAGCCAGGUCUCAAGUCUGCUUUAUUCGAUUGGUAACUUGGACGAUUGGUCCGGCACUGAAA